AUUUCAAUAGAGGACUAGACAUACAGGAAAAGUCACUUUUAAACGAAAGCGGCCGAGAACUCUCUCAAUGGAAACGAGCUCGAAGUAGAUAAGCACAGGCUGUCAUCGAAAUGGUUCCGCUACAUCUGUGAAGCAGCCACCAAUCAACAAUGAGUUGGCUCCGUAAACUUCACAGGCUGAAACUCGACCCAAAAACGUACUUUUCGACGAAGUGCGAAGAAAAGACCGUUUACGUAUCGAAAUCGACCGACAUAUUCACUAACCUUGCUGUAGAAGACUUUAUAUAUAACAAUUCUGACUUCAAAAACUUCAACUUGCUGAUGCUGUGGCAAAACGAGCCAUGUGUGGUGAUCGGUCGGCACCAAAAUCCCUGGUUGGAGUGCAAUUGCGCCCAGCUCACAUCUGAAGGAGUCAAGUUAGCCAGAAGAAACAGCGGCGGUGGGACUGUCUACCACGACAUGGGAAAUUUAAAUUUGACGUUUUUUACGUCUAGGGAAUGCUACAAUCGGAAAACUAAUUUGGAAUUAAUAUCGAGAGCUCUAUAUAAAGCUUUCCGAUUGAAAGUGGAUAUUUCCACCAGAGAAGAUUUGGUUGUAGGAGAUUUUAAAGUAUCGGGUACUGCUUCUAAAUUGGGAAGGACGACGGCGUAUCACCAUUGUACACUCCUGGUGGAUGUAAACAAGGAUCGCUUGAGGAAAGCUUUAAAUAGUCCACUGUCUGACGUCGAAACCAACGCCACCAAGUCCGUAAAGUCGAGAAUUAUAAAUUUAACUGAGCUGAAAGCCGACUUGGACGUUGAAAGUGUGAGGGAAGCUAUUGCUUCGGAGUACUUGAGUGGCACGGGUCGUUUACAAACCAUCGGGUGUGAAGAAGACACUUUUCCGGGCUUGCGAAAGAUCAGAGAACGUCUGUUGAGUCUAGAGUGGCGGUUUUUGAAGACACCCGAUUUUAAAAUAACACGAGUAGUGUCGAGUAGCCCGAAAUUAGAUGUAGUUUUGUUAGUUGUAAAGGGAGUGGUAGCGAAAGUGCAGAUCGUACGCGAAGGUUCCCUUAACGCUAAUGAGUUUUCCGACGUUUUUAGUGAUUUGGAAGACAGGACUUUCAGCAACGAUUUGCUGGACGAGUUCGACAUGCUUGUGAAGGAAUGGAAAAAUACCGAUGAAAUUUUACUAACCAAAAAUGUUUGAUUUUAGUCAAAAAGUGUGCCAACGUCUGGUGUUAGUUUAAUUAAAUCUCUGAAAAUCAUUCGGCUAAAGUGAAUUAAACAUUUUCUUUCCUAUUUCACACGACAAGCACUCAAACCAGAUUAUUUGGUACUAUUUCUGAAUUUAAUCCACUAUCACUUUUUUGUGUCGUACUGUAUGUCAUUGCUGACUUGGCGGGCCCAUUCCCCAUAUAAAUAUACUGGGGCUUUCCUCAUAAUUCGCUACCCCUCUUAAUUUUGAUAUCUGGAAAGAUAGGAAAAAAUAUUUUAUAUAAAAGUUGAACAAAAAAAAAUAAAAAAAUGUUUUUUUUCCAAUCAGGUAAUUAUUUUAGGAGACAUCCUGUAUAUUAUUUCACAGAAAGAAAAUGUAUUUUUCUGCUGUUUUCAAAGUACAAGGUUUGUUUAACUUAUUGUAAAAAAAAUAGCUCCAAAAUUGUUAAAAUGUAUAAAUAAUCCCAAAUCCAGUGCAGCAACGGCUUCUGAAAAACAAUUGAAUGCGGUAAUUUUAUGUGACAUUUUGACGCGCGUAAGAAGGCAGCAGAUUUCUUCUGAAUGUUAUGUUACUGAACGAGUACUUAUACUUGUACAUUGUAUAGUUUCACCAAUAAUCCAUAAACAUAACCUAGCAAUAUAAAUAGUGCCUUCGUGCCAUAGUAGGAGUGUAUACGUUUUCCUUCUUAUUAUUUUUUUUUGAGAAUUUACGUCUGCGUUUCUUGGAUAAAAGAUUGUUCAUCCAAACUGCGAGCAAAGCUACUCGUUUUUUGCAAAACAAUCUGUAACAAAUUGAAAAUUAAACGUAUAACUUGCAGCAUCACUCGCUUUUCCUCAAAUGGAAUCAUCUACAUCUUUUUCAUCAACUUCAAAUUGUCUCAUCAGAUGUGCUAAAUCUCCUCUCGUUAUAAGAUUUCUUCUCUCCAGUUGACCACUUUUAUUAUAUUCAAUGACCUUUUGAUUGAUUGGUAUUCUGUGUUUUUUAGCUAAUCUUGAAAAUUCUAAAAAAUCAUAAUAAAAUAUAAUAAUUAAAUUUACUUUCACAUAAUUUCACAUCCAACCUUUGUAAUCACUUCUGCUACACUCUUACCAUAUUUUUUUCUAUAUACCCACAAUCGUUUCUUCAACUGGGUAUUUUCUUCCUUUAAGGUAAGCAUAAUCUACUUCUCUCAGUAUAGUUUUCUAUUCUCCUUUGUCUUUCAAGCUAAAAACUAUUUAAAUUCUUACAAUACAAAAUCGAUUCCUUUAUGGUUAUGAUAAAUAUGUUGAUGUUGAAUUAAGUUUGUAGGAAAUUGAAAAGAAAUCUUGUUUCAGUAUAUUGAGCAGAUAAUUUUCCAAGUCAAUUUUGAUCCUACAGAUGAAGAAACCCUAUCUUGAUCUUAAUUUGUUGUUUUUAUAAGUCGCUUUUUGGUUUAGAUACUUGAAAUUUCCAAAUUACAAAAUUGACUUGCCAGUUUAUUCUUUCAUAUAUUAUAUCCUAA
This is a messenger RNA of Cylas formicarius (sweet potato weevil), 2676 nucleotides long. RefSeq names its product lipoyltransferase 1, mitochondrial-like. Gene Ontology annotation, molecular function: lipoyltransferase activity. The transcript has 2 exons. The coding region runs from base 150 to 1187 and encodes 345 amino acids. Gene Ontology annotation, cellular component: cytoplasm; mitochondrion. Lineage: Eukaryota; Metazoa; Arthropoda; Insecta; Coleoptera; Brentidae. The record is from RefSeq and is a predicted model, not a curated record. Gene Ontology annotation, biological process: protein lipoylation.